Molecule: messenger RNA, 663 nt
Organism: Homalodisca vitripennis (glassy-winged sharpshooter)
Lineage: Eukaryota; Metazoa; Arthropoda; Insecta; Hemiptera; Cicadellidae
Exons: 6
Coding region: 1-663 (220 amino acids)
Molecular function (GO): phosphatidylcholine lysophospholipase A1 activity
Source: RefSeq, a predicted model, not a curated record
AUGAACCAUUUCAUGCAGAUGUCAUCACGGCCGGAAGACAAAUUUUCAAGAUCAUCAGUAAAGGGAUUCCGACCCAGGCGAAAUGACUCCAGUCCAUACAAUGGUGAUACAAGAUAUCCAAAUAAGAGGUUACCCAGAUCAUCUAUUCCAUCGCACAAGAGUUUGUACGAACCGGCACUGCUAGGAUAUCAGCUGAUCGGAGAUAGCCAGUUCUGCAGGUUCGGUCAGCAGCUGUUGGGACUUCAGAGGGUGUCAACGCCAAAUUCACCAGGAAGAAUAGGCAUCUGCGUCAGUGGUCAGACAAUUGAUGAUCUACACAACAGAGUAAAAGAAAAGUUUUAUCCAAUUUCCGACAAAAUUAUUAUUAUGAUCGGAACUAAUGACUUUUUGAGGAAUGCAGAGGUGACCACUAUGUGUCAGGGACUCUCUGCACUCUUGAAUACACUGCAGGAAACUGUAAACGACAUUGUGCUUCUGACGCUGCCACCAAUUCCGAAGCUGGGAGAAGCACAAGGACCCCACCACUUUGCUCUCUUGCAGAACUACAAUAACUACAUCCGUAGUUUGGGAAAUGGAGACAACGUCAGGAUUGCUGACGUCAGUCCGCUAUUCAUCACAUCCUUUCCCCAACAGGAGUGUCGAAUGCGCCUGUUUGAACGGUGA